CCAAAACACCCCCUUGAGGAAAGUAUGACGCCAGCCGAUGAAACUAAGCUUAUCGCUAGAACCGCAACAGAAAGCAAAGCGGGAACUUCCGGAAGUAGAAUUAGAAACAAGAACAGAAAGAAGAACAGUAAAAAGAGUGAAGAAUGCUCCUCAUCAGAAAACAUAGAUAGCACAGGUUCUCCUGUUGAAACUCAGACGAACUUGAGGGGAACAAUUGGUGUUGCGAAAUCAGCAAAGGUUGAGAGUAAAAGAAAAUCCCCGCCGAUCAAAGCUUUAUUCAAAGAGCUGGAAAAACUUCUUCGAUUUGUCAACCCAAUCACUUUGAACGGGUUGCCAGUGAAAAACUUAACACGCGAGCCAAUACCAUUCCUGAAAAACGUUAUUGAGGAUGAAACUAAUAAGGAUGAAAUAUUCAUGACUUUUUUAAUGAAACCAAGUGAUCCAGAUUUCCCUUUCGAUUUGGGUAUUUUGAGUGUGACCUUGUGUAUCCCCCAGUCAUACCCAAAUAAAUUACCGUCACCAACAAUUAUGGUUUUGAAUGACGAUAUACCGAGAGGAUACGGCUUGAACAUCGAGUUUGGUUUUAAACAAAUUGUUUCCACUGUUUUGGAAAACAGGCGUAGCAAAAAACAAGGUAAGUGGAGUGUCAAAGGUAAGGGAAGUGGCAAAGGAGGGAAUACCCCAGAGGAGGAUGAAAAGGAUGAAGGCAGAACUACUGAGGGGCUGCUCAAUAUAGAAGUAGUUGGAGGGAAUGAUCUUACGGGAAUGAUCAAAACUCUUGAUAAAUAUCUAGAGAAAUUUCUUUCGAUGGAAAAAAAAGAUACUAUCAAACUGGUAAAGGUAAUGAAUAGUAAGAAAGAUAGCGAGGAUAAAAAACUGAAAGAGAAAACAGAUGACGGAAAGGCAGCAAAUUAUGAGAGCGGAAUGAAUUCUACUACACCAUCCCCAAGAAUUGAACGGUAUAGAGAGCGUACAGAAGAAUUAGAACAACUUAGACAAAGACUAAGAGACAACUCUGUUACUGUACUUACCAACAAUGUGCAUGGUACCACUUACAAAUUUGUUUUAUAUUUCAAAAGUGAUGAUUUGACAGUAGAGUUUGGCGAGUCAGACGAAGUUACAAUUGAAAAACUAUUUAUUAAGCUUUUUGUUCCAAAAGAAUACCUGUAUCACCCAAAAAAAGGAAUCAAACUUUCCAUAGAUAUGUCUAAUAACUAUAACAUCGGACUCGUUAACUCCAUAAAGGACACCAAUUCCCGCCUCAUAUUUGGAAAGCUUAUAAAUAAUAUCGGCAAAAAUUAUGAUCUUUUUGCUCAGGACAUUUGCCAAAUAAACUGCCAGAAUCCUUCCCGGGAUUCACUGCUUUUUUGGACCAUCACAAGUCAGCUAAAUUUCUUCGUGCAUAACAUUCAAAAAUUCAUGAGUGAGAGAGUAGAUUUUCAGAACUGGUAUGAGGCCAACAAAACGAUGAAUUUUGAAGCUUCUUCCGAGCCGAAUAUGUAAUAUCCGUAGUUUCGAGAACUAUAAAUUUUUAGACGAGAUUUUUUUUACCGGUACGCGUAAUAUUUGUCUCACCAUUGAAACAUGACAGCUAAGGGGU
Messenger RNA from Pichia membranifaciens NRRL Y-2026, 1600 nucleotides. RefSeq lists its product as hypothetical. The coding region runs from base 25 to 1503 and encodes 492 amino acids. The record is from RefSeq and is a predicted model, not a curated record. The transcript has a single exon. NCBI's taxonomy places the organism in Eukaryota, Fungi, Ascomycota, Pichiomycetes, Pichiales, Pichiaceae.